Fukomys damarensis (Damara mole-rat) is the source of this 1557-nucleotide messenger RNA. It is a transcript of the gene Nmnat1, whose product is annotated as nicotinamide nucleotide adenylyltransferase 1. Gene Ontology annotation, molecular function: nicotinamide-nucleotide adenylyltransferase activity; nicotinate-nucleotide adenylyltransferase activity. The transcript is spliced from 5 exons. Lineage: Eukaryota; Metazoa; Chordata; Mammalia; Rodentia; Bathyergidae. The record is from RefSeq and is a predicted model, not a curated record. Bases 597 to 1439 code for a protein of 280 amino acids. Gene Ontology annotation, biological process: NAD+ biosynthetic process.
AAAAUUUUUUUCUUUUCCACAUGUGGAAAACUGAGAUUUUUAAAAUUUAUUUUAAGGUUAUCAAGUCGUACUCCCUUUCUGUGCUCAGUGACAAAGCAGCACCCAAGGUAGAAUGUGCAGUAGCUCGUCAAGUCCUUACCUGGCUGCAUGUGGCCUGUCAUGGCCAGCCCCAAAGACUUUACCUAAUGCUAGACUGAGUCUCUGGAGAAAUCCACACAGGGAGACAUGGCAGCCCUAUCUACCUCCUGUGCCAUGGCCGCUUGCCGCUUACGCUAGAUUGAAAGCUACACCCAGUCGGCCUCAGCUGUCCUUCCUGCUCUGAGACUGGUGACUUUCAAAGAGGUGGGCAGGUGACACUGUGGGUGACGGGAACAAUGGGCCAGGCCACAGAGCAGGCCUCCCAGGGGACACCCGAAACGCCAACACAGGUGAAAAGCCGCGCAGGGUGUGACUAGGGACUUACCUCAGCAGCACGAAGACCUGGAGGCCCACAGCACCGAGCCCAAGUACAAACACGGUCCCCUGGCUGUAUGGGACACAAUGACGGAGGAGGCAUCAGAGUUUUCCUUUUAGAUCAGUGACUUCCUGUUCUCACCAUGGACAAAGCGGACAGGACGGAAGUGGUUCUCCUGUCAUGUGGCUCCUUUAACCCCAUCACCAACAUGCACCUCAGGCUGUUCGAGCUUGCCAAGGACUACAUGGAUGGAACAGGAGAGUACAGAGUGGUAAAAGGCAUCAUUUCUCCUGUGGGCGAUGCGUAUAAGAAGAAGGGGCUCAUUCCCGCACACCACCGAGUCGUCAUGGCGGAGCUGGCAACCAAGACCUCCGGCUGGGUGGAGGUGGACACGUGGGAGAGCCUGCAGAAGGAGUGGGUGGAGACCGUGAAGGUGCUGAGACACCAUCAAGAGAAGCUGGAGGCUGGCAGCUGUAAUCAGCCGCAGAACUCCCCUGUGCCGGAAAGGCCCGGCCGGAAGAGGAAGUGGACUGAACAAAGACAAAAUUCCACUCAAAAGAAACCCCCGGAGCCAAACCCAAAAGGUACGCCCAAGGUGAAACUGCUGUGCGGGGCGGACCUGCUGGAGUCCUUCGGGGUCCCGAACCUGUGGAAGCACGAGGACAUCGCGCACAUCGUGGCAGACUACGGGCUCAUCUGUGUCACGCGGGCCGGCAGUGACGCCCAGAAGUUCAUCUACGAGUCGGACAUGCUGUGGAGACACCGGGGCAACAUCCACCUGGUGACCGAGUGGAUCUCCAAUGACAUCUCCUCCACCAAGAUCCGCAGGGCGCUGCGCCGUGGCCAGAGCAUCCGCUACCUGGUGCCGGACCUGGUGCGGGACUAUAUCGAGAAGCACGGGCUCUACAGCGCCGAGAGCGAGGACAGGAACCUGGGCGUGACGCUGGCGCCCCUGCAACGAAACACCGCAGCGGCUGUGUCCUAGGACCCUCGGCCGGGACCCACACGCCUGCUGACCUGUGAAACAUUUGAUAAAAGUCAGCAGAAAAUAAAAAUCACAUUUGGGUUUUUUUUUUUACUUUUUGUCAGAGUUGCUCAAAUGA